UUCAAUAUUAUCAUCAAUAGUAUUAGAUAUUUUAGUUAUUAAUGAAAUGACACGCACUGACACCUAGAAAAAGUAAUAAUAAUUUUGGGCCGCAUAUGUACAGGCCCAUGAUUUAAAGGCUUAUUUGAUUAAUGACUGAGAAAACACAUCCUCGCGAAUCGGAGGGAGAAGUUUCGAAGGAGCUUGCUUUUGUUUAAUUCACUUUUUUGACAGAUGGCUAGAUUCCUCCUUCUCUGUUGCCUCUUCGCGGCGGCGCUGACGUCAUCCCUGACGGCAGCCGGCGACGACAAUGGAGUCUACUCGCCUUGUUCAGAUUCCACCGUCGCGAUCGGCGAUGGAUUCACUUUCGGCAUUGCCUUCGCGGCGAGAGAUUCCUUCUUCGGUUCUAAUCAUUCCGUUCAGUACUCUCCCUGCGAUCGUCGCCGCCUCUCGCUCAACGGCAACUCUGAGCUCGCCGUAUUCAGACCUAAAGUCGAUGAGAUCACCCUCCUCACCAUCAAUACCUCCUCCAGUUCCUCCAGUUUCCGCCCGGAUUCUUCAAAGGGAUACAUGGUAGCAUUCGCUGGUGCAAAGUACGCUGCAAGAUCAAUUCCAAUUAUGGUUGCAGACAACAGUCACAUCGUGACAAGCUUCACACUUGUUCUUGAGUUCCAGAAGGGCAGGCUUGAGAAUCUGUUCUGGAAGAAAGACGGGUGCUCCAAAUGCGCUGGAGAUGCGAAGUUCGUGUGCCUCAAGAAUGAACAAUGCGCAAUCAAAACACAGAGCUGCAAGAACCAAGGAGGGCAAGUAGAUUGCAGCUUAGGGAUCCAAUUGGCGUUUUCAGGCACCGAUAAGCACUACACCGCCAUGAACUCGUGGUAUGAGGUUGCAAAUCUGAAGCAGUACUCGCUUUAUGGCCUCUACUCUAAUCUUAAGGAUUCACUAAGCAGCCAAUUCAAAAACAUCUUCUGAUUUAGAGUUUCUUUCAACCUUUGUCUGUUGCUGCUACUCUUUGUAAUUUUGUAUUAUUUCUCGCCUGCUUUGUUUGUGUUUUAAUUCUUGGUCUCUUGCCCGCAUGAUUUAUGGCUACAUAUUAUAUAUACACUGUAUUUUAUUACUUGGCUUGCAACUUCAUCAUGAACUAAAAAUAGAUAUACAUGAACUAAUUUUUUUUUUUUUUGGAUUUACUUGUGAGAUAUAUAGUUGGAAAAAUCUAUGUAUCAAACUGACCUCGGUUGAACUACCAACUAACAUG
This is a messenger RNA of Thlaspi arvense, 1234 nucleotides long. The record is from the annotation of a GenBank genome assembly. NCBI's taxonomy places the organism in Eukaryota, Viridiplantae, Streptophyta, Magnoliopsida, Brassicales, Brassicaceae.